AUGGAUUUGUUCAAGAUCCUGUUUCUUCUGUUCCUCGUGAACAUUGGUUUCUGCUUCGCUGCAGAUCCAUAUUCAUUCUAUAACUUCGAAGUUUCGUACAUUACUGCUUCUCCACUUGGUGUUCCUCAACAGGUCAUUGCUAUAAAUGGAAAGUUCCCUGGUCCUACAAUCAAUGUUACAACCAAUGAAAAUCUGGUUGUUAAUGUGAGAAACAAAUUAGACGAGGGACUUCUUCUUCACUGGUCUGGAAUCCAACAGAGACGUGUGUCGUGGCAAGACGGACUUGCAGGAACCAAUUGUCCGAUUCCACCAAAGUGGAAUUGGACUUAUGAGUUUCAAGUUAAGGAUCAGAUUGGGAGUUUCUUUUACUUCCCAUCUCUACAUUUCCAAAGAGCUUCUGGUGGUUUUGGCUCCUUCAUUGUUAACCCAAGAGCGAUUAUUCCAGUCCCUUUCUCGACUCCAGACGGCGAUAUUACUAUUGCGAUUGGCGAUUGGUACACGAGGAACCACACGGCUUUGAGGAAGGCUUUAGAUGAUGGUAAAGAUCUUGGAAUGCCCGAUGGAGUUCUCAUUAACGGAAAAGGACCUUAUCAAUACAAUCAGACUCUUGUUGCUGAUGGAAUCGAGUACGAAACAAUCACAGUCCAUCCUGGAAAGACUUAUCGAAUUCGAGUGUCCAAUGUGGGAAUCUCGACUAGCCUGAACUUUAGGAUUCAAGGCCAUAACUUGGUUCUUGCGGAGUCCGAAGGAUCAUACACGGUUCAACAAAACUACACAAGCUUGGAUAUUCAUGUUGGCCAAUCUUAUUCCUUCUUGGUUACAAUGGAUCAAAAUGCGAGCACUGAUUACUACAUUGUCGCGAGUGCUCGGGUUGUUAAUGAAACCAUAUGGAGAAGAGUCACUGGAGUUGGAAUCUUACAUUAUACCAACUCUAAAGGAAAAGCAAAAGGUCACUUACCGCCUGGACCACAAGACGAAUUCGACAAGACUUUCUCCAUGAAUCAAGCUAGAUCCAUCAGAUGGAAUGUAUCAGCAAGUGGUGCACGUCCUAACCCGCAAGGCUCGUUUAAAUACGGUUCGAUCAAUGUAACCGAUGUCUACGUUUUGAGGAAUAUGCCCCCAGUGAUGAUCAAAGGGAAAAGAAGAACAACUCUUAGCGGCGUAUCGUUUGUGAAUCCUACUACGCCUAUUCGACUAGCUGACAAGCAUAAAAUUCAUGGAGUUUACAAGCUUGAUUUUCCUAAGAGACCUUUAACCGGACCGCCUAAAACAGAAACUUCGAUUAUCAAUGGCACUUAUCGCGGAUUCAUGGAAGUCAUUCUUCAAAACAAUGACACUAAGAUGCAAAGCUAUCACAUGAGUGGCUACGCCUUCUUUGUCGUUGGAAUGGAUUACGGAGAGUGGACAGAGAACAGUAGAGGAACUUACAACAAAUGGGACGGUAUUGCCCGCUCGACUAUUCAGGUAUAUCCAGGAGCAUGGUCAGCGAUCUUGAUAUCAUUGGACAAUCCUGGAGCUUGGAAUCUAAGAACAGAGAAUCUUGAUUCGUGGUAUCUCGGACAAGAAACAUAUGUUAGAGUGGUUAAUCCAGACGAAAACAACAAAACCGAAUUCGGUGCACCUGAUAAUGUCCUCUACUGUGGUGCUCUCCAGAAGCUCCAAAAGCCACAAAAGAUUUCAUCUUCGGCGUCGCGGAGCAUUGGAUUCAAGAAUCUUUCAAUGGUGGUGAUGGCUCUGGUGAUGAUGAUGCUUCUGUAA
Arabis nemorensis is the source of this 1758-nucleotide messenger RNA. The record is from the annotation of a GenBank genome assembly. Lineage: Eukaryota; Viridiplantae; Streptophyta; Magnoliopsida; Brassicales; Brassicaceae.